AUGAAUACACAGAGCACCAGUUCCCGCCCGCGUAUCAAGCAGAGGACCAAGGACAGUAGCGUGUUUAAAUCAUGGCUUCACGAACAAGCCAAAAUCGACAACGAUGGUGUGAUACCCGCCGCAAACGCACCCUUGGAGGGGCUUGGUGACGCCGCCGCCGCCGAGGUUUCCGCGCUGAUGGCUACCCCUCGCGAGUACCAAAACGAGCUCUUUGAGAGGGCGAAGAGCAAGAACACGAUUGUAGUAUUGGAUACUGGCUCCGGCAAGACUUUGAUCGCCAUCAUGCUUCUUCGACAUGUUCUCGAACAAGAGCUGGAAGACAGAGCCAACGGAGGCACGCGAAAGACUGCCUUUUUUGUCGUGGACAAGGUCGCCUUGUGCAUGCAGCAGUACCAAGUAAUUCACGCGACUCUACCGUUUUCAGUCACCAAGUUCUACGGCGAGCUGCAACCUCUGGAGCAAAGCCAGACCCAUUGGGAUGCCCAGUUUGACGAAAACAUGAUUAUUGUAUGCACCGCGCAAAUGCUUCUUGAUUGCCUUAGCCAUGGAUUCAUCAACAUGAGGCAGAUCAACCUCCUCAUCUUCGACGAAGUUCACCACGCGAAAAAGGAGCACCCUUACGCAGCCAUCAUGAAACGAUACUACCCGCGAGACAACAACGUCAAGCCACGCAUCCUGGGGCUGACUGCGUCUCCCGUCGACACAGGAACCCUUGACAUUGAAACCGCAGUGGAGAAACUCGAGAGCCUCAUGUGCAGCGAGAUUGCGACCGUGUCGGAUGCUGUGCUCGAAGCUGGUUGGACCAAGCGCGAGCAGAAAGAAAAAGUGCGACUUUACAAGCCGCUAAAGGACGUGAAAGACUGCUAUACAAAGUUGGCCAGGGAUAUUGACGAGUUUGCUCAACACGUUCCCCAGCUCGCAGCCUCUGUACAAUUCUCUGCCAAGAUUGGAUCGGCCCUUGGUCCAUGGUGCGCCGAUCGCUUUUGGCAGAUUCUUCUGACCGAUGACCUGAUGAGAAACAUGGCUGUGCAACUCGGCAAAGGUAAAAAGACCAAUUUCAGUUACGAUCGUUACGAUGCUGCGUCGGGUGCUCUCGAGAGCUUGCGACCUAUUAUAGAUCAUCAUCGAUUUGCGCCGGCCUCGACGGACGAAGACGCCAUUUCGUCAAAGCUCGUUGUGCUGCGAGAGACGCUAUGCGCUGCUUUUGAGGAAGAAAGCGAGACAAAGUGUCUUGUUUUUGUAGACGAGCAGUUCAUGGCCAUGAUCUUGGCUGAUUACUUUUCGCAGCCUGGCACUGCACCGCAAGGAAUGAUUGCAGACUUUAUGAUUGGAUUAGCAAAGUCGUUUGCCCACGCCAACUUGUCUCUGCGCGAGCGAAUGCAGAAAUUGAACGACUUCAAGCACGGCAACACAAACUGCCUCUUUGCGACGUCGGUCGCCGAAGAAGGGCUCGACAUUCCUGCAUGCGACCUGGUGAUCCGGUUCGACAUGUGCAUUUCUGCGAUUCAGUACAUACAGUCACGAGGACGGGCGAGAAAGGCCUCGUCUGUCUAUAUCACCAUGAUGGAACAAGACAAUAACCAACAUCUCAACCGCUUUCGCAAUGUCACUUUUGACGCGCAGUGUCUACGCCGAUUCUGCCAAAAGCUGCCUCCUGACCGAAGUAUAGGUAUAUACGAGCGUCCACCCGAAAAGGAGCUCCUCGUUGCAGACACGGCCACACUGUCUACCCAGAACAGCAUGGCCGUCCUCGCUAGAUUUGUGUCCACCCUAGCUCAGGGGAUGGACAGGAGCCCGAAACCAGAAUAUGUCGUCUGCGCCACAGGUACCAACUUUACCUGCUGGGUGAUUCUUCCAGACUCGGCUCCUUUCAACUCAACCACCGGGAUCCUAGAGAGAAGCAAGGUUAGGGCUAGAUGUGCGGCGGCGUACGAGGCAUGCACACGGCUCAUCGAGAUGGGCAGCAUCAACAAGAACUUGCAGCCAACGUUUAAAAAGAAUCUCCCCAGGAUGCGGAAUGCACGUCUGGCACUCAGCAGCAAGAAGCAGAAAGUGUACACCAUGUUGGUCAAGCCAAAGAUGUGGACGUCUCUCCCGGCUGGGAUACCGGCCGUGCUUUUCCAAACCUUUGUCCAGGUGCUUCCCGACUCUGCUGCCGUCACACCCAUUGCACUUUUGACGCGAGAAGAACUGCCCGACAUAGGGCCAAUCAAGCUUUUUGUUUCGGCAGACGUCAUCAUGUCAGCGAAAUUGAUACCUGGUGGAGCAGUGCAAGUAUCACCAGAGCAGGUACAGAAGCUGGCGGCGUUUACGCUUUGCCUAUUUGACGAUGUAUUCAGCAAAAAGUUUGAAGCAAAAGACGAAGAGAUUCCUUUUUACUUUGCUCCUGCAUCCAUGGCGCUGUAUGAAGACGAAAAGGGGGCCAUUGACUGGCAGGAACUAGAGCAUGUUGUUCUGUCCAUGCAUCAGAGCCCAGUUGUCGACCCAGGAAAUAUUGCUCGUCACUAUUUUGUCGUUGAUCCGCAUUCCGGCGCAAGAAAGUUUAUUAUACACGAGAUUGAACAUGCACUACGAGCAACUGACCAGACCCCUGCAGGUGUCCCUGAGCACAAGAAUAGCGGCUACCAGACGUCGGACAGGUCCAUUAUGCAGUACAGCUGCAGCACCAGACGAGCACAACGAUCGAGUAUAGUAUUUGACACUGAGCAGCCAGUGUACAAGGCCUGGUUGUUAUCUUUGCGCCGCAACUUCUUGGAUGAUGAUGACAUGGAGACUGUCAAAGGGGACCAGCGAUGCUACAUCACUCUCCAGUGUCUAAAGGUGUCUGCGAUUCCGGCCGAUGUUGCUCGCGCAGCCCUGCUGCUUCCGUCUAUCCUCCACCGUCUGGACACUGCAUUGAUCGUGACUGAAGCCCGCGACAUGUUGGGGCUGAACCUGCCACUCCAGCUGGCGUGGGAGGCGUUUACAAAGGGCGCAGAUGACGCUGAUGAUGACGACGGCGAGCUCGACGCUGAGCAUGAGCAUGAGCAGCAGCAGCACGGCGGCCAGCGAAACUAUGAAAGGCUAGAGUUUUUGGGCGAUAGCUUUCUCAAAAUGGCCACGACGAUUGCCCUGUACACGCGCAACUCUGAGGCCACCGAGUUUGAGCAUCACGUAGAGAGAAUGCUGCUGCUCUGCAACAAAAAUCUGUUCAACACCGCUCUGGACCUGGGUCUGCAGAGCUACAUUCGCUCCGACAGGUUCGACAGACGCACAUGGUAUCCCAACCUGCCCCUGGUACGGGGCAAGUCUGCAAAGGCAACGGUGGUGCAGCAGCUGGGGGACAAGACUAUUGCCGAUGUCUGUGAAGCCAUCAUCGGCGCCGCCUACAUGAGCGGCGUCCAACAGGGGGGGAACAUGGACGAGGCGGUCAAGGCAGUCACCAAGAUGGUCAACAAUGACAACCACAAAAUGACAUCCUUUUCCGACUACUACGCCGCGUUUUCCGUGCCCGCCUGGCAUCUGAGCCCCGGCAGCGUCAGCGUCCGAGCCACGGUAGACCGAGUCGCCGCGAUUAUCGGCUACCGGUUCCGCUCGCCGCUGCUCCUGCGCAGCGCCUUCACGCACGCGUCGUACAAGGCCGAGGAGAUUCCCAGCUACCAGACGCUCGAGUUUCUCGGCGACGCGCUGCUCGACAUGGUCAUCGUGGACCACCUCUUUCGCACGCGCCCGCACGCCGGCCCGCAGGCGCUGACGGAGAGCAAAAUGUCCGUCUGCAGCAACCAGUUUCUCGGCUGCCUGUGCGUCGAGCUCGGCCUGCACCGGGAGCUGCUGACCGCCGACGCGGCGGUCCCGGGACACGUCAAGGCCUUUGAGGAAAAAGUGGCGUACCUGCGGGAGCAGGCCGCCGGGACCGGCGCGUCGGCCGCGACGAACAAGGCUUACUGGACGCUGGCGACGCGCCCGCCCAAGGCGCUCGCCGACGUGGUCGAGGCGCUCAUCGGGGCCAUGUUUGUCGACGCGCGGUACGACUUGUCCGUCGUCGCGAAUUUUUUCCAGCGCUUCGUGCAACCGCACAUCGGGGCCAUGGACGACGACGGCUACGACGCGCUCGGCCCGGGACACGUCGUCACCCGCGCGGCGCGCUGGCUGCAGGGAGAGUACGGGUGCGGGCGCUGGCGCAUGUGCGUGUCCGAGGUGCCGUGCGAGUCGCGCGCGGGCAUGCGGGCGCUGACGGCGAGCGACUGCGUGUGCGCGCUCGUCGUCCACGGCGAGGUGCGGUGGCACGCAAAGGCCGGCAGCGCCGUCGAGGCAAAGAGUAAAGUGGCGGCCAUGGCCCUCAAGGCGCUCGAGGGGGGCAGCGUGGAUCGUGCCCGGUGGCGGGCGGAGAUGAAGUGUGACUGCGCCGGGCAGGGCUGA
Messenger RNA from Beauveria bassiana ARSEF 2860, 4398 nucleotides. RefSeq names its product RNase3 domain-containing protein. Gene Ontology annotation, cellular component: RISC complex; cytoplasm; nucleus. Gene Ontology annotation, biological process: siRNA processing. Lineage: Eukaryota; Fungi; Ascomycota; Sordariomycetes; Hypocreales; Cordycipitaceae. The record is from RefSeq and is a predicted model, not a curated record. The transcript has 3 exons. Gene Ontology annotation, molecular function: ribonuclease III activity; RNA binding; ATP binding. Bases 1 to 4398 code for a protein of 1465 amino acids.